This is a messenger RNA of Colletes gigas, 2450 nucleotides long. RefSeq lists its product as uncharacterized. The transcript has 10 exons. Lineage: Eukaryota; Metazoa; Arthropoda; Insecta; Hymenoptera; Colletidae. The coding region runs from base 1 to 2442 and encodes 813 amino acids. The record is from RefSeq and is a predicted model, not a curated record.
AUGCUGCCUUCCUCGAGAGCUUUAUUAAGCCCGCUGCUGCUUCUAAUCAUCGCUGGAAGCACCGGUGCCUUCGGCUCCCGACAAGGAGAAUGCUCGUUUCCACCGAAAUGGGAGGGUACCUGGUUCCAGAGCGGGGUCACACACCCCAUCGUCAUCUCCAAGAACGAGCUGUCUGGCAAGGGCAGGUGCUUGCACAACGAAGGCGACAAGUUCCUUCUGGUGAACCAAAAAUCCUGCUACCGUUGCGUCGUCAUUCACGAGAAGCACUCGAACGUUCUCCAGUACAAAGAAACUUACUGUAACAGUAGAAACUCGCUGGCGUCCCUGUGCUCGUCCAUCACCGGAGAUGCCCUGCUCUAUUCGAUGUUCCGGGAGGAGGCGAUACCUGUGCCCUGCCCCUUUCGAGGCCCCAUGACCUUCUCGUACAAUCGGGGCCACGGAACUUGCUCGGUGCCCGUCAGCAAUGUGGAUACCUGCACGGACGACAGCAGAUUGCUCUUCAGAUACCAGGCCUGCCCGGACAUACCUGCCUCCGAAAGCGCAGUGGAGGAGCUGGAGUGCCUGGCCACCUGGAAGGAGGGCAGCAGCCGCUACCUGGUCGGCCGUUUACAUCAUGGACACGUGUCCAGUAACGAAGAUCGAUACCGAUGCUUCGUCUACGAGAAGGCUGGCCAGACAGUGCAGGGUAAUCUGCACAGAGCUGCCAUGGGCAUGGGAGCCGUGGAUCAUGAUGUCGGUUUACAGAGCGGACCGGUGCCCGAGGGUGCGGCCGAGAUAUACCGGGUGGCGCAGAGCGGAGACGCCACGUGCAACGGCCUGUUCAGCCCCAUGGAGGGAUCCCGGACUAUGACUCUCAUGAAAGUCUCGCCACCCGGCCAGUGUCGAUUUCCCAAUUGGUUGACCGGCCAUUCCAGCGGCGGACUGACCUGGCACACCCUCGACCUGACCAGGUCUUACACGUUCCACGUGCGGAACGCUUCUUUGCACGUGACCAGAUCGAACACCAGCUCCUCGAGGUUCGACAGUGGCACCGUGGACGGCCAGUACGUACCUGGCCAGGAGGACCAGGACGUGAAGAUAUUGUGCAACAGCGUGAAGCAAUCGACCGCCGCCCAGACGAUGACGAUGACCAUGCUGGUGGCGCAUUACACCGUCGGAUGUCGGAGCGGUUUUAUGUGCAUGACGUUCUACCGAAGAGACGGCCACGUGAUGGAGGUGCAGACCGGAAGCGCCGUUUCGAGGCCGGAAGAAGCUUGCAGCUCGCCCCAUUUUCAACAGCACAACAUACCCUUUCUCACCUUAGUCACGAGCUCCCCGGAGCCACGUACGUGCCCGUACUUGGGCAAAUUUACGGUGACCGGGGUGAACCGGAACCAGCGGAACAUCCGCGAGAGCCGGCGGAACCAGCACCAGGAGGGCGUCAGACGGGACAGGGAAAAAGUACGGCACGCCCAGGAACGGACGCAGGAGGAUCGACGGGGCCGGAAGCUCGACUUCGAGGCGGACAAACGACGGGCGAACAACGAGUACCUCGUCCACGAGCGGAUGGGACGGCGCGCCAGGUCGAAUCGCAACAACAGGGGCCAUCACAGCCUGGAGGAGGCGUCCUCGAAGCGGUCGCUGGACAUCGAGGACCUUCUUCGAGACCGUUCGUGGUCGAGAUCCGGCGUGAGGAAGGCCCACGACGUCGAGAAACGAUCGACGAAGAGCGACAGGUCGAGAAGAAGUCCGAAGAUGGAGGACUUCCGGGUGGACGCGGACGAUUUCGCGCGCAUCAGGCAGUUCUGGACGUCCGACUUCGACGACCCGGACGGCUCGAGCAUCCUCGAGGUGCAGGAGGAUUAUUUCGGAGAUUAUCCGGACAGCUCCGACCUGCCGAAGAAGAGGUCGGGCAGGUAUUACCGGAAGAUGAUGUACGAGGAUCUGUCGAGGACGAGGAGGGACGUCGAGGAGCUCGAUUCCGGGGACGAUUCCUCCGAGAGAAGGGAAAAGAGGGAGGAGGACAUCUCCAGGUGCAGCUCGGAGGUCACCACCAUAACCAUAGGAUGCUCCACCGCGGACAGGAUGGAGUUUCAAACCGAUUGCGUCGACGACAACGCGAUAGCUUACUCCUGCCACGGUAGAUGGUUCGACGCCGAGGGCACCCAAUUCGUGAUCGCCACCCAACUGGCGCCCGGUACAACUUGGACGGGCGAGAGCAACAGACCCCAGCCCUACAGGAACAGCCGAAGAUUGUGCUUCAUGUACAAAGAGAGCGGCGGAGUUGUCAGUUUGACUGCCAGCGAGGUGGCUUGCCAAAGAGGAAUACCUCCGCCCCCGCCGAUGUUGGCCUUCAAUGCUACCAGUACCGGUCAAUGCAUGGAAGAGAACGGGGCGUCCGUCGCUCGAUCGACGUACCUGAUGAUCGUCAGCCUGAUGGCGAUCGUCGCGAUAUACAGGUGAUUCUAAUC